AUGAACAAAUUGUUUAUUCGAAAGGCAGAACAUGAAGAUUUAAGAAGGGUUAAAGAACUUCACGAUAACUUACUAUGCGUUAAAUAUGGACACCAUUUUUAUGAACAACUUAUUAAUGGGCAUGGAUAUAUAUUACUUGUUGCUGUAUUAAAUGCCCAAAUAAUUGGAUUUGCAAGUUUUAGAAUUGAGUGGCUUAAUCAAAAAGAAGAAAUUACUACUCAAGCUGGAUUACUUACAUUAGGUGUAGAUAGAAAGUACCAAACACAAGGAAUUGGUGGAUAUCUUUUAGAAAAAGGUUGUAGUUAUAUGAAAGAAUUAGGAGUAAGUUCAGUUUAUCUUCAUGCAUUAGCAUCAAAUACUCCUGUUCAUUCAUUUUAUCAAAACCAUUAUUUUAUUCAUGAAGAUACAGUAAAGAAUUAUUAUCACUUCGAUAAAACAUAUCAAGACGCCUUUGUAUUUAGAAGAAAGUUUGAUAAAAAGUUACAUUCUCAUUUUUCAUAUUGGAUGGACUCAGUUUUGGAAAUAUUUGAAACUUGUUGCUGUUAG
Molecule: messenger RNA, 546 nt
Organism: Entamoeba dispar SAW760
Lineage: Eukaryota; Evosea; Mastigamoebida; Endamoebidae
Product: N-terminal acetyltransferase, putative
Exons: 1
Coding region: 1-546 (181 amino acids)
Biological process (GO): N-terminal peptidyl-methionine acetylation
Cellular component (GO): Golgi membrane
Molecular function (GO): protein-N-terminal amino-acid acetyltransferase activity; histone acetyltransferase activity
Source: RefSeq, a predicted model, not a curated record